AUGUUGCGAACACUGGAGCUGGGUCGCGCUGUGCUAGGGUCGGCAGCACCUCAUCUCGAGCUUUGGCUUACUACCUCCAUCACCUUGCUAAUACCACAGCCGAACACUACCUUGCAGCAAAUGGACACCGCUUCUCUUUUUCAUCUGCUGUCGUCCGGACACGUAUGGGCUGCGCGUGGCCACGACAUGCACCUCAUCUUCGAACCCACUUUAGGCGAAGAGCCCUUGGCCGCCAACCAUCUCCAGCGCCUAACCAUGUGUCUUCUACAGGCACCACUCUGGGAUCAACUGUUACUGGACCCUCAACCUUCCCAUUCCACCGUUGCCCCUCCUGGGACCAUUCGACUAAGCUUGGGUCAGAUGAGCUAUGAAGAAGCAAAUGCCGGACAGAAACGUCAACAGUCACCCAACCAACUCCCAGUGGCACAUGUCAGGCCGCCAGAGGGUGUCGCCACGGUCACUUUGGAGGCUAUCUGCGUAUCUAUGAGUGUGCUCGAACCUCGCCAGUCUACUCGUCCAACGGGCAAAAGAUCAAAAUUGCACGUUGAUAAGCUGAUGACUCGAAAUGAGGACCUGAAACGAAGGCGUCUGACAACAAGCUACAACCUGCAUCCGGCGACCCAAGAUCAUCACAUUACUCUGCCAGAAGGUAUUAAUGAAGCGUUGGCCAAUAGUGCCAAAGACGAGCCUGGCUUGCAGGAAACGAAAGGCAGUUGCAACGCUGCACUAAUCGAAGAUUUGAUCCAAGGUGCCAUGCGCAUUGUAAUCAGUGGAUCUCUGGGCAAAUGGGCCAACGGCUUAAAGGUCAAGGCGAAUACAAUACAUCAAAGCUUGUCAGAAAUAGCUCCCUUGCUAUGGCAACCGGGAUUCGCACAAGGACUUUCGCAAAGGUCACACUUGUCUCGGAUCAUCAGCCGUUCCAUGAUCGAAAUGAUAUGCAUGCGAAGUACACCAUCUUCGUCAUCCCUUUCAGCAAAGCUAGGCCUACUUACAGCAAACAUACAGACUGAGACUUCUCGAGCAAAGGAUCGUAUGAAUAUCGGUCCGAAAAGAGGGGACGACGGAUGUUCUGCCGCUCUCUCGGGCCAGAUAUGGAUCCAUAUGCUGAAGAUAUUGAGCAAUAGGCCAGUGACACCUCUACUACCGGGCAUCUGGUCAACUACACGGAGAAAGUAUCACUCGGCCGAUGACCAGAUCCUGCUACUUGACACACCUUCACUCCUAGCAGCUGAUUUGGCGCCAGUACUAGAAGAAUUGGGCCCAUACAGGUCUGGAGAUGCGUAUGAGCGGGCAUCGACGAAUGAGGGUAACCAAGACGAUCUUUUCGCAGCGGCUAAUGAUACUGCGAGGCUGAAGGUGAGGCUUGUCCGAGAGGUCGAGGAUGAUAUAGACAUGUCUGGCACCGAGGAGCAACAACGAGAAGGCGCCAAGGGUGGUCGAGCCCAUAGCCCUUCUGCUCGCCCUGCUCGCCUUGCACCACUCGCGACCCUCACUCCAACGUCAAGCUCGCGCACAUGGCAGAGUGCCCCCCACCCGUCGCUGCCCAUUGUAGCCACAGCGUGUUCGGACCGCAGCGUGCGCGUCUACAGCCUGACAUGCUUCACCCUCCUCCAUUCCAUCACCGGCGGCCAUAAGCGCAGCGUGCGCAGUGUAAGCUGGAAGCCAGGCACUCACGACCAGACCGUCCUGGCCACGGGUAGCUUCGACGCCAGCGCGGGCAUCUGGCGGCGCGAACAGGGCGGUGACGACGACGAGGAAGAAAAAGAAGGAGAGCGGGACGAGGCGGAUGACUACCAGUUCAGCUGUAUCCUCGACGGCCACGAGUCGGAGAUCAAGUGCCUGAGCUGGAGUCCAUCCGGUCAGUAUCUCGCCACGUGCUCGCGUGACAAGAGCGUGUGGAUAUGGGAAGAGCUCGAAGACGACAACUUUGAGACAGUGGCGGUGCUUCAGGAGCACGACGGCGACGUCAAGUGUGUGGCAUGGCAUCCUGACGAGGAUAUGUUGGUCAGCGCCAGUUACGAUGACACUGUGCGUCUCUAUCGCGAAGAUGCAGACGACUGGGUCCAAGUCGCCAUGAUCGACGGCCAUGACAAGACGGUCUGGUGGGCAGAGUUCGAGGGCAGUGCCAUGAGCAGAAAGGAUUAUCGCGCCCAACGAGAGGGGCUAUCCGAGGCACAGAAUCAACAUAUAGUUGCACUAGAGCGCUCAGGGCCGCGACUAGCAACAUGUUCCGACGACUGCACAGUACGCAUAUGGCGCAGGACGCCCAAGGACACCGAUAACACCACAAGUGCCAACACCGGCGUACCGAGCAUCAUCCGAUCAAUGGCCAUCGAUGAGGAUUGGUAUCAGGAAGCAAUACUCCCCCAGGUACACGAGCGUGCUGUUUAUUCAGUCUCGUGGAGUCGCAUCACAGGCAUGAUUGUCAGCGCAGGGAGCGAUGGCAAAAUCGUCGUAUACAAAGAGGGGUGGGCACGGCAGCAAACAUCAAGCGAUACCCAGAGCCCACUUAUGGGCCAUGACAGCUCUUUGGCAAAUCCUACAGAGUGGGUCGUGGUCGCCGAGCUGUUUUCUGCGCAUGAUGUCUUUGAAAUCAACCACGUUGCCUGGGCACGACGCGCGGACAAGGAUAAGAGGUGGAAAAAUGAAGAAGUCGUGCUGAGUACGGGUGAUGAUGGCGAGGUCCAGGUCUGGACUCUAGACAUGCUCGCCUCACCGCAAUCAUAG
Messenger RNA from Plenodomus lingam JN3, 2727 nucleotides. RefSeq lists its product as uncharacterized. The record is from RefSeq and is a predicted model, not a curated record. Lineage: Eukaryota; Fungi; Ascomycota; Dothideomycetes; Pleosporales; Leptosphaeriaceae.